Solanum verrucosum is the source of this 2213-nucleotide messenger RNA. Its product is annotated as U4/U6 small nuclear ribonucleoprotein PRP4-like protein. The transcript has 5 exons. Gene Ontology annotation, biological process: mRNA splicing, via spliceosome. Bases 28 to 1770 code for a protein of 580 amino acids. The record is from RefSeq and is a predicted model, not a curated record. Gene Ontology annotation, cellular component: U4/U6 x U5 tri-snRNP complex. Gene Ontology annotation, molecular function: protein binding; U4 snRNA binding; U6 snRNA binding. NCBI's taxonomy places the organism in Eukaryota, Viridiplantae, Streptophyta, Magnoliopsida, Solanales, Solanaceae.
CUGUUUGAACUUCUCUCUGAUCAGGAUAUGGAUGCUAUGGAUGCUGAGGAUGAAGUUCCUGUCUCAACUUCAGAACCUUCAACUCUAGUUGAUGAUAAUUCAACUGUGGUUAAUGCUAUAGGUGCAGUUAAUCUUCAACCAGUUCCAGCUGUCAUUCCACCAGUUGUUCCAAUGGUUAUCCUUCCUCCUGUCGUGCCUGCAAUUGCUCCAAGGCUUGCAGUUCCUACCCCUAUUCCUCCCCCAUUAGCUCCGUUGCCUGUUCGUCCACCUGUCCUUAGGCCUCCGGUAGCUCAGAAUGGAGAAAUGCAAGAGAGUGAUUCAGAUUCAGACCUUGAAGAAAUGGUAUCCGGUCGUGGUGCUGGGGGCUCCACGCAAGAAUAUGAGAUCUCUGAGGAGAGUAGAAUUGUCCGAGAGAGGCAGGAAAAGGCCCUGCAGGAGCUUCUCAUGAAGAGACGUGCUGCUGCGCUAGCAGUUCCUACAAAUGAUAUGGCCGUUCGAGUUCGACUGCGAAGGCUUGGCGAGCCCAUAACUCUCUUUGGAGAAAGGGAGAUGGAAAGAAGGGAUCGACUGCGGAUGCUUAUGGCAAGGCUUGAUGCAGAAGGGCAGCUGGAAAAGCUGAUGAAAGCUCAUGAGGAUGAAGAAGCUGCAGCUUCUGCUGCACCAGCAGAGGAGGAGGAUAUUCAAUACCCUUUUUACACAGAAGGAUCAAAAGCACUUUUAGAUGCUAGGGUAGAAAUCGCAAAGUAUUCUUUAGUUAAGUCGGCUUUACGUCUCCAUCGUGCAAGGAGGAAAAGGGAUGAUCCAGAUGAAGAUGUGGAUGCUGAGGUUGAUUGGGCUUUAAAGCAAGCAGGGAGCCUGGCCCUUGAUUGCAGUGAAAUUGGAGACGAUCGACCCCUUUUUGGAUGCUCGCUUUCACAUGAUGGAAAGAUGCUUGCGACCUGUUCUCUGAGUGGUAUAGCAAAAAUAUGGAGUAUGCCUCAAGUGCAAAAGGUUUCCACUCUAAAAGGUCACACUGAACGAGCUACUGAUGUUGUGUUCUCUCCGACAAGCAAUUAUUUAGCUACUGCAUCUGCUGACAAGACCGCAAGGUUAUGGAACUCAGAAGGUUCUCUCCUCAGAACUUUUGAGGGACAUUUGGACCGUCUAGCUCGGAUUGCUUUUCAUCCUUCCGGAAAAUACUUGGGCACAGCUAGCUUCGACAAAACUUGGAGAUUAUGGAAUGUGGAGAGUGGUGAAGAGCUGCUUUUGCAAGAAGGUCACAGUAGGAGUGUUUAUGGAUUGUCUUUUCACCAUGAUGGUUCAUUAGUGGCAACAUGCGGGUUGGAUGCACUUGUUCGAGUGUGGGAUUUAAGGACUGGGCGAAGUAUUCUUGCUCUAGAAGGCCACGUUAAACCGGUUCUUGGUGUCAGUUUUUCACCGAAUGGUUAUCAUCUGGCUAGUGGGGGUGAAGAUAAUACCUGUCGUAUUUGGGACUUAAGGAAGAGAAGAUCUUCUUACAUCAUACCAGCUCACUCCAAUCUUAUCUCUCAAGUUAAGUUUGAGCCUCAGGAGGGGUACUUUUUGGCUACAGCUUCCUAUGAUAUGACUGCUAAGGUAUGGUCAUCAAGGGAUUUCAAGCCUGUAAAAACACUCUCUGGUCAUGAAGCAAAAAUCAUGUCAUUGGAUGUUGCGGCAGAUGGACAAUUCAUUACAACCGUGUCUUAUGAUCGAACAAUCAAGCUGUGGUCAAGCAAAAACAUUGAGAAGGAAGAGAAAAUGGAUAUGGACUAGAUUUUCACCUUGCUAAGUUUGUAGGAGUCUUACCAUUUUCAGAGAUCAUCAAGAAGAGUUGAGUAUGUUGAUUUAUGUGUUACGAAUCUCUGUAGAAAAUUGAAGCACAUAGGCCCUUUGCUCGUUUUGUAUUUUGUAAAGCCUUUGUCAACCAAUGAAGUAGUGACAUCCUCUACUGUUCAAGAAGGACCCAAGGGUUUCGGUUGUUUGCUGAUCCGUGAGUUGGGUUUAGAACACCACGAGACAGUUCUUGUACUGCAAUUGUUUUACACAAUGCCCUGACAAAUUAUCUCUAACUCUGAUUAAGGUUCAUGGAUAUGCUAAUGUAAUUGUAAGCAAUUGCGGUGUGCAGAUUUUCAGUGCAUUUCCGAGACCACUCUUGUAUUGAAUGAUUCAACAAGAUGGAGAAAUUAAACAACAUUCUGAGAAAUUUUUACUAUUUC